This is a messenger RNA of Brettanomyces bruxellensis, 2418 nucleotides long. RefSeq lists its product as uncharacterized. The record is from RefSeq and is a predicted model, not a curated record. Gene Ontology annotation, molecular function: nucleic acid binding. The transcript has a single exon. Bases 1 to 2418 code for a protein of 805 amino acids. NCBI's taxonomy places the organism in Eukaryota, Fungi, Ascomycota, Pichiomycetes, Pichiales, Pichiaceae.
AUGACGUCUGAAAGAGUUCCCGUGCCCGCCAUAUCGAAUCCAGAUUCGACCGAAGUUGAUACUGUUCCUACAAUUUCAAGUAUUGAAAACAGUAAAGAUGAAACGGGCUCAAUCAGGCAAACAAAGGAAAGCUUUUCAUCCGAAGAAAAUUCGACAAAAAAUAUUUCUCGUGAGGAUUAUAAUACUUUUGAUACAACAAAGUUCAAACCAAUUGGUUUAAAAGCGACAGAUAUGGAAGAUAUGAUUCGUGAAAUUUCAUCAGGCUAUAAAGUUCCGGAAAUUCUUGUAAAAUCUUUGUUUGAUAUGAACUCACGUAAUCGUACUUCGGAUGGUCGAAUCAGAUCGAGUGAUCGUAUGUUUGUUCUCAACUUAGAGUCGGAAAUUGUGGAUUUUAUUGUCAAGCCCAAUGUGGAUUCAUGGAAGCUGACACCCCUCAAUUCUUACUACAGGCUUCUUACUCACAAAUUAGCUGAAUAUUACAAUUUAGGGCAUAUUUUGUCUAAUGAUGGAUACUCAAUGGUCCUUUUCAAGAUAAAUACAUCCCUUGUCAAUGCUGAUGAUGAGAUAAAGCGGACAGCGAAGUUUGACGAAGACGGAAAUAUCAAGCCCUUGGAUUUUAGGAACCUAAAAUUCGAUCCAAUGGAAAAAUUGAAUAGAGUAAAAUUAUCGCAAAUAUAUGGCGCUUAUAAGGAAAAGUUUCAUUGUGUUGAUGCUGAGUCUCUACCUUCAGAAGUCGGGCUAGUCAGUUCUGAAGCAGGUAGCAAUAAUGCUUCAAAUAGCACUACCAAUGGCUUUAUUUCUGGCGGUCGGAGGAAUAUACGUAUUAUGAGAAGGCAUCCCUCCUCAAGAUCUUCUUCUUCUUCAAUUGUGACAUCGGCUGCUAGCGCCACAACUUCAGUCAGUAGGAGAGAAGAUGGAAGAUUCAGCCGAGAACAAAAAUAUCAACAGGCGAAGGAUAGAGUUGCUCGCGAGGCAGGGGACGAAGAAAGCAACGGAGAUCCGUUUGAAGACGGUGAUGGAAAUAAUUCUCCAGAUGGUUCGAAUGACGAAGAACCACAACCAAAUGAUAAUAGUAGAAUGAUGCAGAGACAUGGAUCUUCAAACUUUGGCAAGUUCAGAAGAAAUAAUCGGCGAUACAAUACCUACAAGCACGACUAUAGAUACAACAAAUAUCGUGGUUAUGGACCACAAAAUCCGUACAAUAAUUGCAGUAUUAUUUCUGGAAGAUACCCGGGCUCAACAUAUACGGAUCAAUCGAUGCAGCAAUCUCCGUUUCAGUCUUCAUUAUCGCCACAACCAGGCAUGCCACCAUACCCUUUUUUCACUCCAUAUCUGUGUGGCUAUCAAUAUAUACCACAACCACGCAUCCCAAACUCUCCUGGUUCCUCCCCAUCUCCAGGAACAUCACCUAUUAUUCCAGGUGCAGUUCCACUUGGGUCCCCAGCAAGCCCAACUUACGGCUUCUUCUACCCACCCGCAUAUCAAAAGAUAAACUCCGUGGAUGCUUCAUCGCAAAAAGGAGGUCAGCAACCAGAAGGAGGUGCCAAUACCAAGAAUCAAGAUAAAGAAGUGAGAGGCAACUCGAAGGGGGAAGUACAUACCAGCGAAAAGCCAUCCUCUGACAAAUCGCAAGCCAAGCCGGAAAAAAUAUGCAUUGACAAGAAAGUAGCAUCAUCAGCAAGUAAUCAUGCCUCCUCCCCGAUCCAAUCUGAAGGUGAUGUUUCUGGUGCCGGCAAUUCGCAAUCAGUUGCUAGGCUACCUCAACUACCACCACCUCCUCCUCCAUCAAUAUCCCCAACAGGGACCGUUCUGCCUGUCUUUUAUCCACCAUCGCCAUUUAUGGAUCCAUCAGCAGGAGGAGUACGGUCUCCAACAGCAAUUCCAGUUAACUUAGGUCCUGCCAGUCUGCCUAAUAUUCCACAACAGCAGUUCAUGAUUCCGUCAUCGCCAAAUGCACCGGGUUACAUGUUCAACUCAAGGGAUGCGGGACAGCGAUAUCACAAUAACGAACAUGCUGGUGGACGGAGACGCCAGCAAUACAACCGAUAUAACUACAGGUAUAGCAGUAACAAUUUUGAUAUGAACAGGGGUGGAGGUUACAGAAGUCACACAGAUAGCAACAGCAACAGCAACAACAGCAAUAAUAAUAAUAGUAGUAAUAAAGAUGGCAACAGUGGCAACAACAAUCAUAGAUUUAAUGGGGGUAAUAGGCACACAAGUGGAUUUGGUAGGCCACAGCACUACUCUAACGAAAGUCGUGAUGAUCAGGAUAUAGAUAUACAGUCAUCAAGCCAGUUGAAUGGUGAAAAAGGACCGUCAGAUGCUAGCACCUCCUUUUCCGAUUACACUCCCACGAGCACAGAAGAUACCCAAGCAUCCGAGGAGAAGAAUCCUGAGGGGAUUGCUCCUAAAACGUAG